This is a messenger RNA of Odontomachus brunneus, 4911 nucleotides long. RefSeq names its product inositol polyphosphate 5-phosphatase E (gene INPP5E). The record is from RefSeq and is a predicted model, not a curated record. The coding region runs from base 1269 to 3476 and encodes 735 amino acids. The transcript has 6 exons. Gene Ontology annotation, biological process: phosphatidylinositol dephosphorylation. Lineage: Eukaryota; Metazoa; Arthropoda; Insecta; Hymenoptera; Formicidae. Gene Ontology annotation, molecular function: phosphatase activity.
GACGCCUCUCCUUCUCUCUGAUAUUGGAAUGCAGCCUAUGAAUGCUCGAUAGUUCACGUUAUGUAUACUAUGGAUUUUUUAUUCUAUCAGUAUAUUUUGGAAUGCAGUUUAUCAACAGAUAAUUUACAACGAUCGAUUUGUCGUUUGUUAUAAAAAUCGUGGCCGCCUUGUAAUAGUGAAAUAAAUCACCGACGGAAAUAUAGUAUUAUACGUAGGUGUGUAUUGGAGAAAUUACAAUGCACAACUUAUUUCGGCAGCACAAUAGAUUAAUGAAAAAAUGAACGGUCUGCGCAUUCGUAAGUAAUGUGGGCUGAGUCAAGUAUCGACUUGUCGUCGCAACUGCUAGAAAUGGAAGCUGAAGUUAGAGUUCUGAUAGCAAGCGUUCAAACAUGCAUUCAAUCAAAUCAAAGUUGGUUUGUUAUAAAUUUAGAGGAGUGAACGACGCAUCGAUUCAUCAGUGUUAGUGCGAUUAAGUUUAUGAUCGUUGAACCGAAUCUUAUGAAAGCGAAAAAACAAACACACGAAUCAGGAAAUUGAAAUUGAACUAUGGAAAUUAGAUGGGAUGACAUUGUUGAAUUAAAGUUUUGAAGACUACAAUGCUGGCGCAACUGAUCGAUCGAAAUACAAUUAGAAGCAACGUAGUUACUUAAUGUUGAGUGAUUUUUCAUAUGUCUCCAGAAUGAAAAUGCAACUGUACUAGUACGGUCACACAGAUUGAGUAGAUACGCCAAUUUGAAAUAUUAUACAUUAUGAUCUGCGCAUCUAGUCUAAAGCCCAAAAAUAUUCGUUGAUAUAAAUACGAUUACUUGAUAAAUUACGAGUUUCUACUCGCAUGAUUAAAUAUUAAGAUUGAUAUGUAAUCAUGGCAAAUGGUUGAUUAAUAGCACAAUUAUAUUCAAUGGCACAACCAGUAUCAAAGCAUCAAAGCAAACCAUAAGUAUUUGUAAGAUAUAAUGUUAUAAUUUCUUCUGUGCAGAAUUCUUAAAAAUUAUUUAUGAUAUAUAGUGGAAUGUUCAAGAUAUUCCAAGUGAUAUCUUUAACUAGUCAACAGUGAAUAUAUAAGAAAUUCUAAGUAUUAUAUAAAUAUACUAUUCUACAUAAUUUCCAAUAAAAAUAAUGCAUUUAUAUUUGUUACUUAUUGAAAAAGUUGCUAAACAUUUAGGUAUAGAACAAAGUUCUAUAAUAAUUCUAUAAUAUUCAUAUAAUUAAAAGAUACAUAAUAUAAAUUACAAGUCUCAAAUCACAUUAAAUGAUACAGCUGAAGUAUUAUGGAGCAGAGCGAAGGAAAUGAAAUUUGUAGUGUUUCAAAUGUUGCCAAGGUAGAUGUUUCUCCAAAAUUAAAGCAAAAGAAGAAGUCUCUUUGUCGUAUGCUGAUGAACAAGAAGACUAAAGUUGGUUGCUUAGAGCAAUCUUAUAAGAAUGAGGAUUCAAAUAAAAAUUCUAAGUUAAACAGUUCACAACAUGGAUCUCAAACCAGUACUAAACUGUCUUUGUGUUGCGCCAUGACUGAACGUAGUAGAACACCACCUCAGAGCUUAACUGUUAGUAGACUUUCUCCAACAACUUUAAGUCACACUUCAGUGAGAUCUGAAGUAGCUUCUGUGAAUGGAGAUUGUCAAACAAAUGUACCACUCAAGAAAGAAGAGAUAUGUGUUGAGACUGAUGCUCAGAUUCAAGAGACUAUGAUCAAAAAGAAUAGCAUAGCAAUAACAAAGAAACAGUGCCAUAAUAUUUAUGUAGAAGUAAAAGAAAUGAAAGCAAUUUGUCAAGAGAGUAGUGAAGAUAGUGACUUCUCUGCAGACUCAACGGAAGACUCGUUCGAAGAAUCUUCAGAAGAUGAAAAUGAACAUUUAAUUGAGUCAGAAAAAACUCAAAAAUACUUAAAGGAUGAGUAUUUUACAAAAGGAAAGUAUAUCACUUAUUUCUUCCUGGAAAUGGAACGGCAGUUCUACAAUCCUUCAGAAGUUUACAAAAUGGUUCAGUAUCAUGAUACUGCUUGUGAAAAACCAGAAAAAGAAGGUGAAAACUCUUCCUCUGGAUCGCAGUCCCCGAAUAUACCAGGACAAUUACGUCGUAAACUGUUACAUAGAAGAUCCGCGGAUAAUUUAAUCGUGAAUUCGCCAACAAACUCAAUGAGACAUUCUAGUCCAGAAUCUAUUAAAAGUGCACCGAUACAGCAUAAGCCACGUUCAACGUCACAUGAUGCUCUGUCUAAAAGAAAAGAUCGUUAUUUUUGUCAGACAACAGGAGCGUCUAUGGAUAGUUUAGCAAAACAAUCUUUACUUGCCGCACAAGUAUUAAAUUUAAUACCUACACAGAAAGCACGAGAAAGGAAUUUUCUUCACGGAAGAAUUGCUGCCAAUUCUUUACUCGGACCAGUAGAACUCGAGAAAGUGUUGCCAAAUCGAGAAUUAAGAAUUUUUAUUGGCACAUGGAACAUGAAUGGACAGACUCCGCCGAAAGAAUUAAACGAUUUUAUGUUACCUCCCGAUAUAGAGACCAUUCCUGAUUUAUUAGCUAUAGGCACACAAGAAUCAUGUUCCGAACGAAACGAGUGGGAAGCGGCUUUGCAAGAAACUCUCGGCCCUUCGCACGUACUGCUUACUAGCAGUAGCCUCGGUACACUGCAUCUUGCAUUGUUUUUGAGACGAGAUCUAAUCUGGUUCUGCUCCAUUCCGGAAGAGGAUAGUUUCUCCACGAGAACUGGAACGGCAUUUAGAACUAAGGGUGCUGUGGCCAUAGCUCUCAUGAUAUUUGGCACAAGUUUUCUCUUUGUCACCGCUCAUUUGACUGCGCAUCAAGAUAAAGUGAAAGAACGAGUUAACGAUAUAAAGAGAAUCAUUAGGAAUCUUGACCUUCCCAAGGAGCUACCCACUAAACAUAAGAGCAAAGAUGUUACACAAAAUUUUGAUUGCGUGUUUUGGUGCGGGGAUUUGAAUUUUCGUUUAGUUCAACCAAGAGAAGAAGUAAUUCAGUGGAUCACGAAUACGUGCUUUCCGCAAGAGUCACCGAUAAACUUACAUAAAGAUCAAUUGAGAACUAUCUUGAAUGAAGGUGCGAUACUGCGUGGAUUCGAAGAAGCCCCUGUCACUUUUCCUCCUACUUAUAAGUACGAUCCGGGAACACAUAAUUUCGAUUCCAGCAGUAAGCAACGCACUCCAGCAUACACCGAUAGAAUCUUGUUCAAGGGGAAAGGUCAUACCAGAGGAUAUAUUAGACGUGUCAGUCACGACACUGCUAAUCCAUGUAAAGACGGUACUAUAGAAUGUUUAAUAUACGAUUCUGUUCCUAGUAUUUGCACUUCAGAUCACAAGCCAGUCUGGGGAGUUUUUAAGACCAUACUGAGACCGGGUAUUGAUACAAUUCCACUUGGUGCUGGGCUUUUUAAUCGUGAAGUUUACCUAGAAGGCAUCAGGAGGCGUGCAGCCGCAAUGGAUGACUCUCUUGGAACUUCAAAAGUUUGUUCAAUUCAGUGAAGAAAUUGAAGGUCGCGUUAAAUGCUAAUAUGUUGGUUGGUAAUGUAUUUACGUAAAGAUUUCGUAAUAAGAUAUUUUACAUUGGUAAACGGUACGAUUGUUUUAUAUCGUAUAUUUCCUCGACAGUCAUUACAUUUAUUUUGAACAAUUUUAUCGUAAAAUAUGUCAAUUUUCUUUAUAACGCUUACUCAUAUUUUAGAUAAGAUUUCUAUGACAAUGUACGCGUAUGUGCGUGUGUAUAACAAUCUAGUGGGCGGUGCAUAAUGCUAGAAAGUAUUAUAACACACUAUUGCACUGUCCAACAUUAUGCAUCUCCUACCAUUAUAAGGAGAUUAUCAAUUGAUUCAGACAUUUUAAACAAGAUUCCAUUUUGAACGAGUCUAAACAGCUCGUUCCAUUGCAUCAUGCGUACUCAUCUCUAUCCCUCCGUUUCCCCCCCCCCUCUCUCUCUCUCUCUCUCUGUUUCUCUCUCUCUGUCUCUCUCUCUCUCCUAAUUUUCUUUAAUUAUUAUUUUCGAAAUACACAUAAUUGCAAAAUGGUACAUGAAUUUUUCGCUCUGUUUGAUGAGUUCUACUUGCACAUUGCAAACAGGAGUCGCGUUAGCCCUUGUCCACAACCUUGCUUUAAGACGUAAGAAAUUGAUUAACUAUAGUCUAUUUUUAAAAUAAUCGAUUUUUAGAAUAAUCAACUGUAGUUGGUCAAUUUCUUACAGCUUACGUCUUAAAACAAGAUUGUUGACAAGGACUUAGAUAUUCUAUUCAGACUUUCUUUUUACCUAUAUUCACCGUUUUUGUAAAAAAGUUUUUGUAAAAUAGUGUAGAAACGGAGUUUAGUUUUAGGUUGAAUAUUACUACUCUGAAGUUGUAAUACCAAUAGAUAGAAAUGCCAGUAGACGGAAUUAAAAAUUUUUUGGACAUUUUCAUUAUUUUAUUAAUUAUCUACUAAAAAUAAUGUUGAUAGAUUCUGAUAAAAUUAGUUUAGAAGGUAUUGGACUUUCAAUAUAUAAAAUUUUAAAACACGUUUUAAAAUUUAAACAUUUAAAACACAAUUUUUUAAACACGUUUUAAAAAUCCUAUUCCUUGAGGAAUCCUUAAAGCCUAUGUUCAUGUGAGCUUUUCUUCGUUAAACAAAAAACAAUUACUAAAAUAUUAAAUCAAAUAAUCUCAAAAACCAAAUCUUAAAAUCUUGGAAAACUUCAGAAAUAUUCUGUAUACACAGGGUGUCCGAAAAUUUCAAAUACAACCGUAGUAUACAGAUUAAAUCUGUUAAGAAAUUAAUUAAACCAUAUGAGCGAAAGAGCGCACGAGGAGUGGCGGGACAAAUUUUAUAGACAUAUCUAAUAAAAAAUGGUUUUUAGUUUGUAAAAAGGCAGAAUCACAUAAUGAAUGACAUGGACCGCACACGCUGAAAAGAAAUAUACUUUAUAAAAAAAAUA